Molecule: messenger RNA, 3850 nt
Organism: Diospyros lotus (date-plum)
Lineage: Eukaryota; Viridiplantae; Streptophyta; Magnoliopsida; Ericales; Ebenaceae
Product: histone-lysine N-methyltransferase ATX3
Exons: 23
Coding region: 456-3602 (1048 amino acids)
Biological process (GO): regulation of transcription by RNA polymerase II
Molecular function (GO): protein binding
Source: RefSeq, a predicted model, not a curated record
UCUCUCUCUCUCGAGUACUCACAAUCUCUCCGUUCUCUGCGUAAUCGCUUCCUGUUCGCUCUGCAAAUUCCAAUCUCUUGCCGGAGAUUCGUCCUUCCGUCGCCCCGCAACCGAAUCGAAGCAUUGGAUUCUCGAGAAUUGUGUUCGGUCUGGUUCGCGGAAGAGAAGAAUCGGAUUGUGGAGGUUAAAUUCGUCGGUCUGGUGUUGUGUUGUGAGAUUUAGAGAAUUAGGGUUUCGCAGGGGCUUUGUGUGAGUUGAUGUUGAUGUUUUGAAUGAAUUUACGGUGAAUAGGAUAGUUUCCGUAUUAGUUGGGGGGGAUAAUUCGGCGAGUUACGAAGGUGCGCACUGGAUAGGGUUUCUUUUUGAUUCGGAGCUUGGUGUUGAAUUAGGGUUUUGUUUGUGGUUCGCGACGCGAUUUCCGUUAUGUGAACCUGUUGGCAUUCUGAGAGAAGAAGAUGAUAUUUAAGCGGAUGACGAAAUCCGAGACGCCGAACCUCAAGCGAUGCAAGGUGGAUGACAUUGAUUGUCAAGAAGAGGAGGAGGCUUGUUCCGUGAAUCAGAAGAAGCAGAAAAUGAAUGAGCACUGUGCAGUUCCUGUAAGGAGCGCUGCUCGGAUGCGUGGGGACCAAGGGUACAGUAGCGUUGUUGAUCCUUGCUGCAACGGAGUGUCGGAAGCUUGUUGUGCUCCGGAGUUGAGAUCUUCGCGAGAACAUGUUAAGGUACACCCGUCUCGGUUAAUUGGCUCGGUUAUCGAUUCAUGGAAGAAGGAUAGUUUCACGCUUGAUGAUGAGUACGGACUAUCUUUUGACAACGGGAAAGGCAUAAUGUUCAGUAAAAAGAGAAUUAAACGGGAAGGUCCUUACCGUGUUGGGCAAUUAUCCGUCAAACAGCGCUCUAGGGACGAGUUUGGCCUCCAAAAGAAAAUUUUAAACCCCUUUAAUGUGAAAGCGGAGGAAGGAGAAUUUGGCUGCAACAGGUUCAAGGCAAUUAAUACGAAGAUGCAUUCAAGUUCGCUUAGCUCCGUGACAUCUGUUCAUGAUGGGAGCGGUUCAAUGUUGUUGGAAACCGAUGAGUAUCCACGAAAGUUGCCAAGUAAGUUUAGAGGCGACCCUAAGUUGGUAAAGGAGAAAGCUUCAAAGAGAGACUUUUUUAAACCAGAGGACUUCGAUAGUGGUGAUAUAGUUUGGGCAAAAUCAGGGAAGAAAUACCCAGCUUGGCCAGCAAUUGUGAUUGAACCCUCAUGGCAAGCUCCCCCGAAUGUCCUGAGAGCUUCAAUUCCUGGAACUAUCUGUGUGAUGUAUUAUGGAUAUUCAAGAAAUGGAACCAGGGACUAUGCAUGGGUGAAAGAAGGAAUGAUUUUCCCAUUUUCCGAGUACAUGGACAGAUUUCAGGGACAGAAACAGUUGUAUGGCAGCAAGCCAAGUGAUUUCCAAUUGGCAAUAGAGGAGGCAGUUUUGGCAGAAUAUGGGCACACUGAGACAGAAUCAGGAACAGGGCAGGAAACUUAUCCUUCAACAGUGCAAAGUGAGUUUCAAGAGGGCACUGGUUCUAAUCAGGAUCACGAGUCCUAUCCUCAUAGCCAGGAUGCACAUGAUAAGAAGAAGACCACACAUUCUUGUGACAGCUGUGGGUUGAUUCUGCCAUGCCAAGUGACAAGGAAAACGAAGGGCUUAACUCCUGAUGCUAAGUACUUGUGUAAACAUUGUGCUAAGUUAUGGAAAUCAAAACAAUAUUGCGGUGUUUGCAAGAAGAUUUGGCACCAUUCAGAUGGUGGGAACUGGGUAUGUUGUGAUGGUUGUAAUGUUUGGGUGCAUUCUGAGUGUGCUAAAAUAUCUAGCAAACUUUUCAAGGAUCUGGAGGAUUUUGAUUAUUACUGCCCUGAGUGCGAAGGACAGUCUAGAUGUGAACCAUCAGUCAGAGAUAAUGGGAGGUCAAAAGUCAGUUCAAGCAGGUCUGCAGAAGACAGAAGGCAAACCAUGCUGCCUGAACAAAUAACUGUGGUGUGCACUGGCAUGGAAGGGAUCUAUUUUCCAAGCCUUCAUUUAGUUCAGUGUAAGUGUGGUUCAUGUGGAACAAAUAAACAAACGCUCAGUGAAUGGGAACGACAUACCGGUUCCAGAGCCAAAAAAUGGAAGGUUAGCAUUAAAGUGAAGGAGUCGAUGCUACCCCUAGAGAAAUGGAUUUUAGAAUAUAAUGCGCUUGGAUUUCAUUCACUGACGUUAAAUAAACAGCAGUUACUUUCUUUUCUUCAAGAAAAAUAUGAACCUGUUUGUGCAAAGUGGACAACAGAACGAUGUGCUAUCUGCAGAUGGGUUGAGGAUUGGGAUUAUAACAAAAUAAUUAUUUGCAACAGAUGUCAAAUAGCAGUCCAUCAGGAGUGCUAUGGAGCAAAAAAUGUAAAAGAUUUCACAUCAUGGGUUUGCAGAGCAUGUGAAACUCCUGAUGUUGAGAGAGAGUGUUGCCUUUGCCCUGUAAAAGGUGGUGCUUUGAAGCCAACAGAUGUUGACACCCUGUGGGUUCACGUCACAUGUGCCUGGUUCCGGCCUGAAGUUUCUUUUUCAGAUGUUGAAAAUAUGGAGCCUGCAGUUGGAAUUCUUAGAAUUCCGUCAAGUUCUUUUGUUAAGGCAUGCAUAAUUUGCAACCAGAUUCAUGGUUCCUGCACCCAGUGUUGCAAGUGUGCCACUUACUUCCACGCAAUGUGUGCAUCAAGAGCAGGUUAUCAGAUGGAACUGCAUUGUUUGGAGAAGAAUGAGAGUCAAAUUACCAAAUGGGUAUCAUAUUGUGCUGUUCACAGGGCCCCAAACCCAGAUAAUGUGUUGGUUAUGUGGACUCCAGUAGGGCUAUUCUCCACCAGAAAUUUGCUCCAAAACCAGAGGCAAGAAUAUUACACCAGUGGUUCAAGACUAAUUUCGUCUAAGAGAGCUGAACUUCCUGAUUCCUCAACUUUUGAGACCAAUGACUUUGAGCCAUUCUCUGCUGCCAGGUGUCGUAUCUUUAGAAGAUCAAAUGAUAAGAAGAUUAAUGCUGUGCCAAUAUUCCACCGAUUGAUGGGGCCGAGACAUCAUUCUUUUGAUAAAAUAGAUGGCUUAAACUCACAUAGUGAAGUUGACGAUCCAAAGGCUUUUGCUUCAUUCAAGGAACGGCUCAGCCACCUACAGAAAACAGAGAGUUACCGUAUUUGUUUCGGUAGAUCUGGGAUACAUGGAUGGGGCCUAUUUGCACGCCGAAGUAUUCAAGAAGGAGACAUGGUUCUUGAGUAUCGGGGUGAGCAGGUGAGGCAGAGUGUUGCAGAUUUAAGAGAGGCACGGUACAGGGCGGAGGGAAAAGACUGCUAUCUUUUCAAGAUUAGUGAGGAAGUGGUAAUUGAUGCCACAAAUAAAGGGAAUAUAGCACGAUUGAUCAACCAUUCUUGCAUGCCCAACUGCUAUGCAAGGAUCAUGAGCUUCGGCGAGGAAGAGUCUCGGAUAGUUCUUAUUGCCAAGACUGACGUAGCUGCUGGCACCGAGUUAACGUUUGAUUACUUGUUUGAUGCUGACGAGCAUGAAGAAUCCAAAGUCCCCUGUCUAUGUAGAGCUCCUGACUGUCGGAAAUUCAUGAACUAGGUUUACACAAACAACACAGGAAGAGAAGAAAUUGCAAAGCUUUUUCUUAGCGAAUGAGAGAUAUCCCAGUUAAUGGUUUUUUUUUGUUUUUCUUUUGGCUGAUUGAUAUAUACUUACCCAGUUACCCCAAUUCUUUUAUUUUUUUUUUCCCUUGCUUUUUCAGCUGUGAAUAACAUGUAAAUUCACCCUUUAUAUAUUGGUUAUUACUUUUUUUUUUUGGUAUGCUAGGGCUGGGGAUUUAGAGUGUA